AUGAGCGACGCCUACGAGCGAGAACAACAAAACAAUGCCCUCCUCAACUCGCUAGCCCAGAAGACGUCGGCGCUGAAGUCGGUCACGAUCGACAUCUACGACAAUGCCCGGAAUCAGGAAACGAUCGAUAGCACGAACGAGGUCUUUUCGUCCCUCUCAACGAGUCUCAGAGGUAGCGCAAGCCGCUUGACCCGCGCCGCGAAACAAGGCGAUACGAUCGCUGUGUUGAAGGUCGCAACCAUCUGCGUCGCUGCAGGCGUGGGUCUUUGGGUGUUAUUGGGGUGGAUUUUCUGA
Rasamsonia emersonii CBS 393.64 is the source of this 294-nucleotide messenger RNA. RefSeq lists its product as uncharacterized. The transcript is spliced from 3 exons. Lineage: Eukaryota; Fungi; Ascomycota; Eurotiomycetes; Eurotiales; Trichocomaceae. The coding region runs from base 1 to 294 and encodes 97 amino acids. The record is from RefSeq and is a predicted model, not a curated record.